Fomitiporia mediterranea MF3/22 is the source of this 1038-nucleotide messenger RNA. RefSeq names its product WD40 repeat-like protein. The coding region runs from base 1 to 1038 and encodes 345 amino acids. Gene Ontology annotation, molecular function: protein binding. The record is from RefSeq and is a predicted model, not a curated record. The transcript has a single exon. NCBI's taxonomy places the organism in Eukaryota, Fungi, Basidiomycota, Agaricomycetes, Hymenochaetales, Hymenochaetaceae.
AUGCUCAGACAGGUCACAGGUGCACAGGUGGGCACACCACUGAAAGGUCAUCAAGGCUCGAUUGAGUCUAUUGCUUAUUCGCCAGACGGACGUUAUAUUGUCUCUGGGUCUUAUGACAAGACAGUGCGCAUUUGGGAUGCUCAGACAGGUGUACAGGUGGGCACACCACUCGAAGGUCAUCAAGGCUAUGUCCGGUGUGUUGCUUAUUCGCCAGACGGACGUUGUAUUGUCUCUGGGUCUGAUGACAAGACGAUUCGCAUUUGGGAUGCUCAGACAGGUGCUCAGGUGGGCCCACCACUCGAAGGUCAUCAAAACUGGGUCGGGUCUGUUGCUUAUUCGCCAGACGGACGUCAUAUUGUCUCUGGGUCGUAUGACGAGACGAUUCGCAUUUGGGAUGCUCAGACAGGUGCUCAGGUGGGCACACCACUCGAAGGUCAUCAAGGCUGGGUCUGGUCUGUUGCUUAUUCGCCAGACGGACGUCAUAUUGUCUCUGGGUCUUAUGACAAGACAGUGCGCAUUUGGGAUGCUCAGACAGGUGCACAGGUGGGCCCACCACUUGAAGGUCAUCAAGGCUGGGUCUGGUUUGUUGCUUAUUCGCCAGACGGACGUCAUAUUGCCUCUGGGUCUUACGACAAGACGAUUCACAUCUGGGAUGCUCAGACAGGUGCUCAGGUGGGCACGCCACUCGAAGGUCAUCAAGGCCCUGUCUUGUCUGUUGCUUAUUCACCAGACGGACGCCAUAUUGUCUCUGGGUCGAAUGACAAGACGGUGCGCAUUUGGGAUGCUCAGGUGGGUGUACACGAAGGUACACAGGACAGAGGUCACAAUUAUCUGUCAAGGGUCCCGGAGGAUGGAUGGGUUCGGACUUCGACAGGUGGCCUUAUACUAUGGAUUCCUCACGAGUAUCGAAGGGGUGUAUGCGACAUGAGUUUGGAUUGCUUUCCGAGAAAUGAUCCUGAUCAUCCUGUAAGGAUUGACUGGCAGAACUUGUGUCACGGAGAUACAUGGGCGAACGUCAAGAUAAACCACGAGGAUUAG